Clavispora lusitaniae ATCC 42720 is the source of this 2130-nucleotide messenger RNA. Its product is annotated as acid sphingomyelinase family protein. Lineage: Eukaryota; Fungi; Ascomycota; Pichiomycetes; Serinales; Metschnikowiaceae. The record is from RefSeq and is a predicted model, not a curated record. Gene Ontology annotation, molecular function: phosphoric diester hydrolase activity.
AUGUUGUUGCGUGUGCUUUUUUCCGCCGUUUUAUGCGCAGCGUCUUUGGCGCAUACCGUUUCCAACAGAGACAGCAUCAAGAAACAGCUAUCGGCACGUGACACACACCCAACGUCUCUUAUCGACGGCAUUGUCCAAGGCUUGUCCAUCGACGACCAGGAUUUCUUGUACGAGCACUUGAACGAGUUGAAAAAGUACAAUGCCACCCGGUGCAAGCAGUGCCACCACAAGGUUUCCUAUGCCCAGCUGAUGAUCUCGCAGUUCCCAGAAAAAGAGCAUUUGGUGUCGUUGGUGCUCUAUAAGUACUGUUUGUACCAGAACCCGACCAAAGGAGACUCUGCGUGCCAGAUGAACGAUUUUUUCAUCCACACCAACACACAAACACGGGCUUCUGUUCCUGGCACUAACGGACCCGAUGCCGCAUACCAAUCGGAAACCUCCAUUGACUUUUUCGACAACGAUUUUCUCCAGAUGAUCAAGAACUUCAACACGUCCUCGGAGCUUUCUCUCAACUACUACUGCAACUACAGAGGCAGCUACUGUCCUUUGCCCGAAAUGCCCGACUUGGCGUCCAUCAUAGACUUGGAGUCCAUGUGGCCCGAAAAGGAAGAAGAAUACUACUACGAGCCCCAGUACAACGAGACCAGAGAACGCUUCAACGUGUUGCACUUGUCGGACUUGCACAACCAGCUCCGCUACCAGAUCGGCGCAGAAGCAAACUGCUCGCAAUACCUUUGCUGCAUGCCUGAUAGCUACAACUCCGCCUUGACCGACGACAAGUACAACUUCACCUCUGUGUACAAGGGCAUUGGUGCCCAGGACCCAAUGGACCUUUCCUUCUAUCCGGACGCCCACUACGACGAAAACGACAACUAUGUGGCUGGAGACUACCACGACUUGCCCAAGCAUCGGGGCUGGAACAACGUGUGGAGUCCUGCUUCCACCUACGGUGCCUACAAGUGUGACACGCCGGAAGUUUUGUUGAACAACAGUUUGUUGCACGUCAGCAGCACGUUCGACGAAAACAAGUACGAGUUUUCCAUUUUCACCGGUGACAUUGUCGACCACGACCUGGCACAUUGUGAUGCAAACACAACCAGGUAUGCUGAGAUCAGAUCGUUCAAGAUCAUGAAGCACUACUUGAAGGGCUUGCCCGUGUACCCAGUGUUGGGCAACCACGACACUUUUCCUUUCGGCCAAUUGGCUCCGCAAAAACUUGGCAACGUCACUUUGGACGACUCUGUCUACCACUGGAACGAGAAGCUCAUGAGCGAGCUUUGGUUGUCCAAUGGCUGGAUCAACGACGACCAAAAGGAAAAACUUCAACAACACUAUGCUGGCUUCACCAUCACCACGAAAAGAAACCUCAAGGUGAUUUCGUUGAACUCCAACACCUACUACUACUACAACUUGUACGGUUUCGGCAAUAUGGAAAACGACCCUGAUAUGUAUGGUCAGUGGCAGUUUUUGGUUGACGAAUUGGUUGAAUCAGAGAAAAACGGACAGAGAGUGUGGAUCAUAGCCCAUGUUCCUUCGGGAGCCGCAGAUGCAUUUGCUAUCCAGUCUGCUAUCUUUGCAAAGAUUGUUGAGCGGUUUUCUCCAUACACUAUCGCCAACAUCUUCUAUGGCCACACCCACAAGGACCAGUUUAAGGUGUUGUACUCAAACAAGCUGGAGCCAGUCAACAUGGCGUGGAUUUCUCAGGCCAUCACUCCUUUGGGUUUGGCCAAUCCUUCUUGGAGAUACUACGAGGUGGAGGAUGAGUCCUUCAACAUCAUCAACACCUACAACUACUACACACCUCUCAACGAGACUUGGGUCAAUGGUGGAAAAGAGCCAAACUGGCUUUUCGAAUACAACCCCAGAACAACGUACGACAGCAACGGAACAUGGCCUGCCUCUGCUCCUUUGAACGCCACUUUCUGGGACAAGUAUGUCGUGCAAAGACUCAAGGAUAAGCUGGAGGUGGACUUCAAUCUGUUGUACUCCUCGUUGAUUUUUAGACACUACCCAUACGUCGCUAGUUGUGCCAACGGCACGCAGGUGUCCAACUCUUGCUACCAAGACAACUACUGUAACGUGAUUGGAUUCGACGUCAACGACUACUUUGAAUGUGCCAAAAACAUCUAG